AUGGAUAAGAAACAUCUCCUGAUUCUCGUUAUAACGAGUUUUGCCUCUUGGCUGCUUAUUGUUCUACUUGUCUUUGCUACCUGGAAGGCUGCGGACUGGUUUGGUCAAGAGCACACGGACGUCGAAGCCGCCCGGGUUGAGCCCGACAUUCCACCCGCUAUCCCAAAGGUCAAACACGUUCGUUUUUCAGCUACAGUUGAAUUCAUCUAA
This is a messenger RNA of Trichophyton benhamiae CBS 112371, 210 nucleotides long. RefSeq lists its product as uncharacterized. Lineage: Eukaryota; Fungi; Ascomycota; Eurotiomycetes; Onygenales; Arthrodermataceae. The transcript has a single exon. The record is from RefSeq and is a predicted model, not a curated record. The coding region runs from base 1 to 210 and encodes 69 amino acids.